Messenger RNA from Notothenia coriiceps (black rockcod), 1799 nucleotides. RefSeq names its product calcium and integrin-binding family member 2-like. Bases 173 to 745 code for a protein of 190 amino acids. Gene Ontology annotation, biological process: calcium ion homeostasis. The record is from RefSeq and is a predicted model, not a curated record. Gene Ontology annotation, cellular component: cytoplasm; stereocilium; cell periphery. Gene Ontology annotation, molecular function: magnesium ion binding; calcium ion binding. Lineage: Eukaryota; Metazoa; Chordata; Actinopteri; Perciformes; Nototheniidae. The transcript is spliced from 7 exons.
AACCCUGCCUCCGUCCAUCAGCUGAAAACACAUCGAGGAGAGAGGAUGAAGAGCAGCAGAGAGAUUUGAGGAGGAAGAGGAGGAAGAGGUGGAAGAGGAAGAGGAGGAAGAGGAGGAAGAGGAGGAGGAUCAGUGUGAUGCAGCUCUGUGAUGGGAGAGGCAGACGAACACGAUGGGAAACAAACAAACAACCUUCACCGACGAGCAGCUGGAGGCGUUUCAGGACUGCACCUUCUUCACCAGGAAGGAGAUCCUGCGAUUACACGGCAGAUACCGUGAGCUGGCUCCACAUUUAGUCCCUCUGGAUUUCACCAACAGGCCCGACAUCAGAGUCCCUCCGACGCUCAUCGUCAGCAUGCCGGAGCUCAAGAGUCAGAAGGAGAACCCGUUCAGGGACCGGAUCGUUGAGACUUUCUCCGAGGACGGACUGGGGAACAUGAGCUUCAACGACUUUGUGGACAUGUUCUCCGCUUUCUGUGAAACGAGUCCACGAGAACUCAAGACCAUCUACGCCUUCAAGAUCUACGACUUCAACAGGGACAGCUUCAUAUGUAAGGAGGACCUGCAGAAGACACUGACCAAGCUGACUAAAGGGGACCUGUCCCCCGAGGAGGUCUCUCUGGUCUGUGAUAAGUCUCUGGAGGAGGCGGACCUGGACGGGGACCACAAGCUGUCCUUCUCUGACUUCGAGAACAUGGUAUCCAAGGCCCCGGACUUCCUGAGUAACUUCCACAUCCGGAUAUGACUCUGCAGAGAUGUUUUAGAGGACGGACGUCUCACUCGGACCUGUUUCCUGUCUCCAUGAAGCACAGACCAAUCAGAGGGCGUCCUUCUCCUGAUGUAGCCCCACCCUUUUCCCCACUUCCUGUUUAAUCUCUUAUGUCUCAGCUCUUCCUGUUAGCACUAGCAUCAUGCUUUUUCGUUUUUUCAUUAUUAUUUUCAGAAAUGAGUAAAAAUGUUGAGAUUUUUGAAUUUUUUGAGAAAAAGUCCAAAGUUUGAGAUUAUUAGAACAAUUCAGAAUUUGAUAAAAGUCUUUUUUCCACAUUCAAGUUUAACUCAAGACUUUGUCAUUUUGAGAAAAUAAUCAGAAUUUUUCGAUUUCGAGAGAAAAGUCAAAUUGUGGAGAUUUUGGAAAAAGUCAAAAUUAUGAGAUUUUUAGAAAAAGGUCGGCAUUCAGAGAAAAAUAUCAGUAUUUUGAGAUUUUCUGAAAAAGUGAAUAUUUUGAGUUCAUGUGGACACUUUAUAAUAACUCUCACUGACAGAAGACAAAGGUCCACAGAGCUGACAUUUAGAGACAACCAGAGACCAGCUAACCUGUCAGGGUGCUGUUAGCAUUUAGCUAGCACGCUGUCCAUCUUUCCAUCUAUUUAUCUGUAAAUCUAGCUAACGGUGGCUAUCUAGUUAGCUACCCAUCUAAAAAGCUAUGGAGUUGUUGUCUCUCGAAUGUAAAUCUGAGUUAUUAUUUACCCCCCAUGGUUAGCCUUGCAGUGCGGACCUGUGGCUUCGUUCAGUGAGAGUCAUUAUAUAAACAUUGUUGUUUUUGAUAAAUCACAUAUUGGUUAUAAUCUAAUAACAACAGGUGGCACUAAAGCUGGAUAAAGGGUUACUACUAAGCUAACUGAUAGCUGUUAUAGCACGAAGAACUAAGACAUUAUAGGGGACUGAUGAAGCUCCACAGAGCGGGGGACAUCAAGUGAACAGAGCAUGAGACGUCCUCUCUAAAGACAGACCGUCCGGAGACGUCCUCUCUAAAGAGAAACGGUCCGGAGACGUCCUCUCUAAAGACAAACCGUCCGGAG